AUGGUCAAACAGGUCGAAGUCAAAAACUCUCCCGAUAACGAUAAGCUUAGAGAAGAUCAGAAGGCUGUAGGUCUGGAAAUUGGUAUUGACAAGGAUGCAGUCGUCUCUUCCAUCGCUCAAGGUGCAGAGGAUGAGAUACUUGUCAUCAAUGAUAGUAUUGACGACAUUGUAAACCCCGAGAGAAGCUGCUUCGACAGUAUCCUGGCAAGUGUUUUCGAGGUGGUAUGCUCGGGGCCUCUCCAAGAGAGAGUUGAAGAGUUCAUGCAACAUCACUGUCACGAGUUCAAAUACGAGAAGACACCAGUAGUUGAUAACGAUGCUCCAGAGUACAAGCACGAACACUAUGUGUUGUUUAAGAGGCUGGGGAGCGAAGUAGACAGCCCCAAUGCUGGCGGUUGGAUCAUGCAAACCGAGGAGGUAUUCGAUUUCCUCCUCUCCUUGGUUGACUUCGAGGCAUUCCGUAAUGACAUGAUAUCCACGGCGAUGCAUGGUCAAGAUCUUUAUCUCCGAGGGAGUCCCGCUGCUGUGGUUGCUGAAGAUUAG
Messenger RNA from Perkinsus marinus ATCC 50983, 543 nucleotides. RefSeq lists its product as hypothetical. The record is from RefSeq and is a predicted model, not a curated record. Lineage: Eukaryota; Perkinsozoa; Perkinsida; Perkinsidae. The transcript has 7 exons. The coding region runs from base 1 to 543 and encodes 180 amino acids.